Messenger RNA from Bufo gargarizans (Asiatic toad), 5427 nucleotides. RefSeq names its product adhesion G protein-coupled receptor G6 (gene ADGRG6). The record is from RefSeq and is a predicted model, not a curated record. Gene Ontology annotation, biological process: adenylate cyclase-activating G protein-coupled receptor signaling pathway; heart trabecula formation; cell surface receptor signaling pathway. The transcript has 28 exons. Gene Ontology annotation, cellular component: membrane. Bases 877 to 4914 code for a protein of 1345 amino acids. Lineage: Eukaryota; Metazoa; Chordata; Amphibia; Anura; Bufonidae. Gene Ontology annotation, molecular function: G protein-coupled receptor activity; laminin binding.
GGAAAAGUCUCAGCAGCAGCCCCAUCCACCAUAGGCACAGUAAAAAGACAGGACAAACAAGGGAGGCAGUUUGAGCCAGAGUUUAUGAGCAAGCCUGAAGCUCCCAGCACCUGCAGGACUGAAACAAGGACUGCACUGAGGACUUGAAGGGAAGCACAGUGUAAAGGGACUCUGGAGAAAUAGGAUGAAAUUGGAAAGUGUGGACAGCCAGUGACUGAUCACAGAGGUAAGGUACAGAUUGUGAAGAAACCUAAUCAGCCUAUUGAAAGAUUGUCAAAAUAAUGCCAGAGAAAGAGGUCAGGAGGAAGAGAUAAGGGGACAGAGAAGCGUCAUACAGUCCCAAAGAACAAAGUCUCUCUGGACCCAAGAACAGAGUUGGCAACCAUCUAAAACUGCUCACAACGGCUUCCCACCCUUUUCUGCUUGGUGGACCUAAGUUUUGGAAACCUUUACAGAGAUAAGGAACCAGAGAUUCCCUUCAGCUCUUCUUUCAUUCAUUCCUGUCUCUGCAAGUGACUCAGCCCAAGACAGAAGCAAGUUUUACUUCUGCAAUCCGAGUGCUGUAAUGUGAAACUGAGCUGCACUUGUUCUGAGAGCCAGCAGCACUAAGCCUCACAGAGCUGAGGACUGCUGCCUGCCUGCCCGCGACAAGCUGGAGUAGAAGACACACCACCGACAACAGCUGGCCACCACAGACAUCUCCACCGGGACUGCCCUGGUCACAUACCACAAGGCAGAAGCUCCGACUCUCUGUCCUCUUCACAUGACCGAGGCUGAGGAAUAUCUAACCUAAACCUAGAAGGUUCUAAGGAGACUUCUACAGAAGAAACAUGCUGCACUCUGUGAAGUAACGACUACGUGGAAACCUACACCACAAUGACGCCCCCUUUAAAUGGAAUGUGGAGUAAUCACUGGAAAAGGAAGAUGCAGCAUCUGCUCUAUUUUAUUGCUGUGUAUAUUGCAUGUGUCCCACGCACUGUAUUAUGCUGUGCCAAUUGCAAGUUAGUGCUCACUUCCCCAUCUGGAGCUUUCACCUCGCCAUGCUACCCAGAAAUGUACCCCAACAGCCAAGAUUGCAUAUGGACAAUACGUGCACCAGUUGGAUUUAUAAUACAGGUUACAUUUUUGGACUUUGAUAUUGAAGAAGCUCAGAACUGCAUGUACGAUUCACUCUCAAUCAACAAUGGUGAAACUGUAUCAAAAUUCUGUGGGAUUACUGCUAAAGGUCUAUCGUUCAAUUCAGCUGGAAAUGUCAUGAUAAUUACUUUUGGAAGUGACUUUAGCAUCCAGAAGAAAGGUUUCUCGGCUACAUAUAAUAUCGUGGCUGUGUCAUUAAGAAACCAAAAAGUCACUAUUCCACAGAACCAAAGUUCAGGUGUUGUUACAGUCUCAUCCAAAGUUUCUGUCCCUCCUCUAACACAAUUAACUGUGUGCUUUGAGGCUACCGAAACCAACAGCAGUGAAGAGAACUGGAGGGCUUUCUCUUACCAAACCUCAAACAGAGACCUGCUGAGCUUUGGAAAAGAUACUCAUGGACAUGUGCUGUCUGUCUUGGGUGUUCCAUGCAUUCUUGAUCCUGCACUGCUUUCACAUGGUGGUAAAGAAUUCUUCACAGAAUCAUUUCAACAGCUGUGUAUUAUCUGGAAUAAUCGUUCGGAACAAGUAUUUGUGAGCACAAAAAAUAAUUACCAAGCUGUUUCCUGUCCAGACGCAAAAGACCUUACCAUUCCAGGUAAUGGGAAUUUAACACUGGGCUCCUACCUAACUGGAACUGUGCCACUCCAAGGGGAUAUAUACAACUUCCGUCUCUGGGACUUUGCAAUGGAUUCAAGUACUGUUGCAAAUCUCAGCUGUGAAGACAAGGGAAAUAUUAUAAAUUGGGAAAAUGACUUUUGGAACAUCCCAUCAUGGGCAAGGAAGGCAGAAAGCAAACUUAGUUGUGGUACUUCUUUGCCAACAACUCCUUCAACAGAGCCAACUACGUGUGAAAAAUUGGCAGGUGUCUGUCAAGCAUCCACAGUAGCAUCCACUAUAACAUCAUCAACUCAGACGUCCACUGUAUUAAUCUCCUCAUCUCCAUCUCCUGCUGUAACCUCACCAUCUACUGUAGCUACCUCACCUGAUAAAUCUACCAUCUCAUCAACCACUGCUAUCGCUAACUCACCUGAUUUUCAUGCUUACAGUACCAUAUAUGCUACUGUAACUCCCUCUUUGCCACCCGCUUUGAUCACUACUAAUAUAACCACAUAUAACCCACUACCUGCUACGGUAACAGCUUCACCAUCCACUAUGAUAACUACUAACAUGACUACUAACAGCACAGAUAACCCAGAGUCUGGUGGGACAUUUUAUAGAAUUUCCAUUACUGUGGUCAGUGAUGCUGAUAAUGAUGAAUUAAAAGUCCAGAGCUUGGUAUCGAGUUGGCUGAAUGUCACAUUCCGAAACUGGAACUACACUGUCUUUGUUGUAAAUAUUAGCAUUACACCCGUAAAUGCUUCAAGUGUACGGAAAGCUAGAGAUGUGCAGGCAGUUGUCAAUAGCAGCUUUCAGAAAAAUCUUGACAACAAAAAUCAAAGUUAUUAUGUCUGGGCCCUUCUGGUUUAUAAUAACAGUAAUAAUGUUGUUUUGGAAAAAGAUGAUAUAUUAAAAAAGAUUAAUGGCAGCCCACCCUCUGGUCUGACCCUUCAAGCAGUUGACGUCUUUCCAGUUGAAUUAUGUGAACAGCAGCAAUAUCCACCCUCAUACUUUUGGCCUCCUACCAAGCCAACAACAACUGCAGUUAUACCAUGUUCAAAAAAUUCUCAAUAUACUGCUUCAAGGACAUGUAAUUUAGGUCUACAUAACUAUACUUCAUAUUGGGAUGCACCAGAUUUGAAAAACUGCACAGAUAAUGCUGAAGAUUUGGCUAAUCAGUUGUUAAACCUUACUGGGAGCGGCCAAGUGCUGACGCAGGAGAAAGUUGAUGAUGUUGUCCAAACUCUUAAGAAAAUCGUGAAUGACGCUAACAUUAAUAGUGAACUUGGCUCAACGGUUGUAAAUGUGUUUUCAAAUAUAUUAAGCGGUUCAGACAAUGUCCUAGCAAAAUCCUCUUCUGAAGCGCUAAAAACAAUCGACGCUUUGGCUUUGAAGAUUCAGUUCUCAGGACCGUCCGUCAGCAUUGUAUCACCUAACUUGUGUUUGGGAGUUUCAAGAGUAAAUGCUACCUCAUACAGCGGUUCAUCCUUCAGCGUUGGAGCUCAAAGUAACAGUUCUCAUUUCGAGAUUGACAUGAAGAAAAAUCAAGAUAAUCCAUUUGCUUCUGUCGUCCUUCCAUCCAGCCUAUUGUCAAACUUAAGUCAAAGUGAUUUCUAUACAGUGUCAAGAGCCCAGUUCACCUUCUUCAGCAAAGCUGGACUUUUUCAGGAUUCUCAGUUGAAUGCUGCAAAUAAACAGAAACUGAACAGUUAUGUUGUAGCAUGCAGCAUUGGGAAUAUUUCUAUUCAUGGCCUGGCAGAUCCAGUCAAGAUCACUGUUAAGCAUCAAAAAAGUCAAGAAAAUGGAGAUCCAACAUGUGUCUACUGGGAUAUAAACAAAAAUGCUGGCAGUGGUGGCUGGAGCCAAGAUGGCUGUAGUGUGCUGAUAAAUGAAUCAAAUGCUAUUGAGACAGUCUGCUUAUGUAAUCACCUCACGCAUUUUGGUAUUCUUAUGGACCUUCAGAGAGGUUCGGAUUCUUUUGAUCCUCAAAAUACAAAAAUUCUUACAUUCAUUACAUAUAUUGGCUGUGGAAUAUCUGCCAUAUGUACAGCUGCCACGCUUUUAACUUACAUUGCUUUUGAAAAAAUCAGACGUGAUUACCCUUCAAAGAUCUUGAUGAACUUAAGCACUGCCUUACUGUUUCUGAACCUUUUCUUCCUCCUGGAUGGCUGGUUGGCUUCUUUUGAAAUUAAUGAGCUCUGCAUAGCCGUGGCUGCAUUGCUUCAUUUUUUCCUUCUAGCUACAUUCACGUGGAUGGGAUUAGAGGCUGUGCAUAUGUAUAUAGCGCUAGUAAAAGUGUUCAAUACAUAUAUCCGAAGAUAUAUAUUAAAAUUCUGCAUUAUCGGAUGGGGUAUACCUGCUAUAGUGGUUGCAAUUGUUCUGGCAAGUACAUAUAAAGACAGUGCUUAUGGGAGAAGCCUGUAUGGAAAGGACACUGAUGGAAAUGGUGAUGCAUUCUGUUGGAUAAAAAACAACACCGUUUUUUAUGUGACCUGUGUUGCAUAUUUUGGAAUCAUGUUUCUGAUGAACGUAGCCAUGUUCAUUGUGGUGAUGGUACAGAUCUGUGGAAGAAAUGGGAAAAGAACUAAUCGCAGCAUUAGAGAAGAAGUUUUACGGAACAUGCGCAGUGUUGUCAGCCUCACAUUCCUCCUUGGAAUGACAUGGGGUUUCGCUUUUUUUGCUUGGGGAAAGGCCACCCUAGCAUUCAUGUACCUGUUUACAAUAUUCAACUCCUUGCAAGGGUUAUUUAUUUUUGUUUUCCAUUGUGCAUUGAAAGAAAAUGUACAAAAACAAUGGAGGAGACAUCUAUGCUGUGGGAAGCUUCGACUACCGGAUAAUUCAGAUUGGAGCAAAACAGCCACGAAUAACACGAAAAAAGUGAGCUCUGAUAAUCUGGGGAAGUCCCUUUCUUCAAGUUCCAUAGGCUCAAAUUCUACAUAUUGGACCUCUAAAUCAAAGUCUAGCUCAAAUCCAUUCUUUAACAAGAGGAACAGUAGCACGGGUUACAUUUUUGGAGACAGACCCUCAGUCAAGUUUACACCAGUGGAUGGUGAACAGACAUCAAUUCUUCCAGUUCAUCAUGUUAUUGACAAAGUCAAGGGCUAUUGUCAUCCUCACUCAGACAACUUCUACAAAAACAUCAUCAUGUCAGAUACGUUCAACCACAGCACCAAGUUUUAAUAUUAUGUGUAAACUGCAGCAGCUCAUUUUUGUACAGCUGCUACAAGAAAAUGAAACAUAAAGGGAAUUUAUGUGACCUAUAAAAUGCUGAUUGAUUUGACAUCUACAAAAGCAUCACAUAUAAUGAUGAGGGAUUUUUUUCUCUCUAUUUACUCAUCCACCUAAUAAGUUCCAUAUGGAAGAAUGCACAAGAAGCACAGACAGCUCCUAAGCCUUCACAGAAAUCUUCUGAGCCAAUACGCUUCAUUUUAAAAGUGUAACAAAUGUCUUUACUCCAGAACAUUGAUGCUUACAUAUAUACCUACGCAAAUGCUUUCUAAUCUAAGUCAACUUAUUGCCAAAGGAAUGACCAAUAAUCAUCUGUUCUGUCUGUUGCCUGAAAUACUUCAUUGCUGUAUGUCUACACUCAUAUCUACAGAUACUAAUUAAAAUCUUUCAAUAGUGAAGAAAAAUUGGAUCUUUAGCAACAGUACUCAUUUGCUCAUUUUAGGCUGGAGCUACAUAUAGAUGUUU